AAAGCCACUGCUCACUGAUUGUGCUGACUAAACUAAAAACACCAUUAAAAAGCUUCCAUUCCUUCUUCUUCCCCUAGCCAUGCACGCAGGAGCCUCCUCUUCUUACCUUAGAAAUCUUCAAUGGGCCCAACCCAACGGCCCAAUAAGCCCAAAAACACUCCCACUGAACCCCUACGUCAGUUUCCGAGUCUCCGCCGUGGCAGCCCCACCGCCGCAGCUAAAGUUUCAGAGAACGCAUUCGAUGCCGCCAGAGAAAGUUGAAAUCUUUAAGUCGUUAGAAGGUUGGGCCUCCAAAUCUGUUCUGCCAUUGUUGAAGCCCGUGGACCAAUGCUGGCAGCCUCAAGAUUUUUUACCCGACCCGGCUAAGACUAGAGAAGAGUUCUUUGAUCAGGUCCGUCAAUUGCGUGAUCGGACGGUCGAGCUUCCAGAUGAGUUUUUCGUUGUGUUAGUUGGGGAUAUGAUCACGGAGGACGCAUUGCCUACGUACCAGACCAUGAUAAAUACCCUGGACGGCGUUAAGGACGAGACCGGAGCUAGCUCAAGCCCAUGGGCCCAAUGGACUCGGGCCUGGACCGCCGAAGAGAAUCGCCACGGUGAUUUGCUUCGAACUUAUCUGUAUUUAACGGGUCGGGUCGAUAUGACCAUGAUCGAAAGAACCGUCCAGUACCUGAUUGGAGCUGGCAUGGAUCCGGGAACAGAGAACAGUCCGUACUUGGGAUUUGUGUACACGUCAUUCCAAGAACGUGCCACGUUUGUGUCACAUGGCAACACAGCACGCAUGGCAAAGGAGAGCGGGGAUCCAGUGUUGGCGCGUAUAUGCGGGACCAUUGCAUCCGACGAGAAACGCCACGAGAAUGCCUAUUCCAAGAUCGUUGAGAAGCUUCUAGAAGUGGACCCCAACAAUGCCAUGCUGGCAAUCGCUGAUAUGAUGAGGAAGAAAAUAACAAUGCCGGCUCACCUUAUGUACGAUGGACGGGACCCUAUGAUAUUUGAGCACUUCUCGGCUGUGGCUCAGCGGCUCGGUGUGUAUACGGCUGAUGAUUACGCUGAUAUCUUGGAAUUCUUGAUCGGGCGGUGGAGGUUGGAGAAGAUGGUGGGGUUGUCGGCUGAGGCUCAGCGAGCUCAGAACUAUGUUUGUGGGUUGGCGCCCAGGAUUAGGAAGCUGCAGGAGCGAGCCGAUGAUCGGGCGCGUAAGAUGGAGCCACAAAGUGUCAAGUUUAGCUGGAUAUUUAGUAAGGAAGUCCUCUUGUAAAAAAAAUGGAAAAAUGAGAAAAAAAGAAAGUUUUGUUUUUGUUUUUGGCCCACCAAAAAAAAGUUUAUAAAUACUAUUUAAAUCUGAA
This is a messenger RNA of Cannabis sativa, 1340 nucleotides long. RefSeq names its product stearoyl-[acyl-carrier-protein] 9-desaturase 6, chloroplastic. Gene Ontology annotation, molecular function: stearoyl-[ACP] desaturase activity. The transcript is spliced from 2 exons. Lineage: Eukaryota; Viridiplantae; Streptophyta; Magnoliopsida; Rosales; Cannabaceae. The record is from RefSeq and is a predicted model, not a curated record. Gene Ontology annotation, cellular component: chloroplast stroma. Gene Ontology annotation, biological process: fatty acid biosynthetic process. The coding region runs from base 80 to 1252 and encodes 390 amino acids.